AUGAUAGUAACUUCCAGCUUCAGUCGCGAGAUGGGCGAGGGUGGGCGGGUGGUGGGCGGCCCCCGGGUGCCCACCCUGGGCCUGCCCGACCACACUGCCUCCCCCGCCUACAAGGGCGGCGUGGGCAGCGCCUUCGACCACAACAAGAACACUCUGGGCGAGAAGGAGGUGGGCGGGGUGGGUAUGGGACACCAGCUGCAGCCCUUCACCGCCCCCUGGCUGGCUCAGGUGGCUCACAUCACGCCCGCGCCGCACACGGACCACCUGCAGUACCCGCAGCCGCCCACGCCCACACUCACGGACUACUACCCACACUACCCUGGGCUCCACCGACCCACGGGGUACUACCCACACCACUUUCUACCCCCAGGAGCAGCUACCCACUUCCUCAGGGAGUACCCACGCCAUGGGCACCGCCCAUACCCGCCCCUGGAGCGACCCACGCCUGUGGUGAGAGCCUUGGGACCCCCGGCUCUCAGAGGACUGAUUGAAAGGGACCCCAUGUUGCCCCAGGGGAAGGUGAGGUCCAGGCCCCCUGAUCUGACGCUACCCACCAGCCCUAGGGGCCCCCCAGGGGAACCCUCCCCUAGGGCUUUACCUGGGGAACCCUCCCCAAGAGUCCCCCAAGGGGAUCCUUCACCUAGGGGCCAGGGGAAGCCUCUUCUAGGGGCCCCCCAGGGGACCCCUCACCUAGGGGCCCAGGAGAACCUUCCCCUAGGGGCCCCCAUGGGGAACCCAGCCCUAAACGCCGCCCAGGGGCUGAACGCCCCCAGAGCGGCCCAUAGACCUACCCCAACCGCCCCGGCGGCCUCCCCCAGGGACACGAGCCCCCAGGACUCACGCCCACCCUCGCCCUACCACGCCCACUUCGCCAGGGGUGCGCUGGUGACCGUAGGCGUGGGCGUGAGGAGGGUGGAGGAGCUUGAGACUGAGGACUUCCUGGAGGCAGCGCAGGCGGCCCAGGACCUGAUGCUGGACCCUUCUACCGUAGCUGCUAUCAACACUUCCGUCUCCAGACCAGGAGCUACGAGCAUCACCUUCACCUUCCCUUCAAGGAGCACUCAGGUAUCCGUGGAGGCUUCACUGGACCAUCCCUUCUUUGUCUUCCACUCUGGCUGGUCCUCCUGCAGCCCAGAACUCACACAUAAGAAGUAUGACCUCAAAGUACGUCAGUUACAAGUUGGUGACGUGUGUGUCUCUCUCACCAAGAAGUCUCCUGAGGCUGACCCACCCACACCCACCCUGCCACCCCCGGCACCCACCCUGCCACCGGCAGCACCCACCCUGCCACCGGCAGCUCCCACCCUGCCACCGGCGGCGCCCACCCUGCCACCUCCGCUGCCCGCUUCGACCAUCCAACUACCAGCUCCCACCACUGAAAUAUCCAGCCGGGUUACUGCUACUAUCACCACCACGGCCGAUAGUGCCACCCCCGGCUCCACCAGUGUUAAGGAUGACCCACUGCUGUCCUUUCUAGGUGGGACCUCCAACGUGUGGAGUAAACCAGCGGCUUCCAGGACGACCGAAAGACAACAUUCCAGUGAUGAGGCACAGAAGGAAGAGAAGGAGUGUGGCCGCAAGCGACGCUGGUCUGACCCAGGACAAGCAACGUGACAGUUUACAGUACCGCAAGUAACACUGGUCUGACCCAGGACAAGCAGCAUGACAGUUUACAGUACCGCAAGUAACACUGGUCUGACCCAGGACAAGCAGCAUGACAGUUUACAGUACCACAAGUAACACUGGUCUGACCCAGGACAAGCAGCAUGACAGUUUACAGUACCGCAAGUAACACUGGUCUGGCCCAGGACAAGCAGCAUGACAGUUUGCAGUACCGCAAGUAACACUGGUCUGACCCAGGACAAGCAACAUUGCUCUGACCCUGAACAAGCAACACUGCUCUGACCCAGAAUAAGCACCACAACUCUGACCCAGGACAAGCGACACUGCUCUGAACUUACACAAGUAACAUAACAGUGUUGAACACUACAAGCAACACUGCUCUGACCCAGAACAAGCAAUACUGCUCUGACCCAGAACAAGCAACACUGCUCUGAACUUACACAAGCAACAUAAUAUUGAACACUACAAGCACCAAUGUUCUGACCCAGAACAAGCACCACUCACUGAACCUUACACAAGCAACACAACAGUGUUGAGCACUACAAGCUUCACCAUUAUCUUGGAGACUGUCAGCGUAUAUACACUUGGAAGUGCGUCUCGGUAGACAUAUCGAGAGUAUAAUUAAACUUUUCUUUCACGUAUUACAAUAAUUUUUGACUGGUUGUUUGCAGGUGACAGUCAGCCUUAAUGACCCUCGUGUAGUAGAUAGAUUUGAAGCCUAACCAACCCACCAACCACACGUCGUUCAAGUUACGCUACCCGAAGGUGGGUUAGUUGUGAAUUGUUACGAGAAUAAUAUUUUGUGUUUGUGAUGUGUUCCAGCCACGAUAUUGUAGAUUGUUUUUAAAUUGUUCUUGCCACGAUUUUGUGGGUUAGUUGUGAAUUGUUCCAGCCACUGUAUUGUGGCUUAGGUGUGAAUUGUUCCAGCCGUAGUACUGUGGCUUAGGUGUGAAUUGUUCCAGUCAUGGUAUUGUGGCUUAGUUCUGAAAUUUUCCAGCCACGGUAUUGUGACUUAGUUUUGAAUUGUUCCAGCCACGGAAUUGUAGGUUAAUUGUGAAUUGACUACGUUCCUCAUAGAUACAAAAAAAAAUACACUGUUCCCUUCAUACUAUAAGCACAGUGUAUACAUAAUCUAAGUAUAGUGUAUACAUGCAACCUAAAAUGUAUAAUUUUUUUUUUGUACUGACGAUGUUAAUAUAUUGGUUAUUUGGGUUAAAUGUCGAAAUUCAAUUUUUUUUAUUCUAUUUCAGAUUGUUAUGUUCAUCAGCAAAAUUUUUGAAAAUUUUGGCUGAUGCUGCUAGUCUGCUAUGAGCCAGUCAGUGGUCAUCUGACCUCUCAUGUGACUGAGGUCUUCCUUAACUCUGUCUACUACACGAUAGAUUGGUAAUGGGGUUUCAAGUCUGUCUACUACACGAAGGUCAUUAAGGAUGCAUGAUACCUGUACACCAUCAGUCAAGGAUACUUUAAUACCUAAAAUAGUGAUUAAUGCGAACUACCAGUGUAUAUACACUGAGAUAUACACAUAUCAGUGUAUAUACACUGGCUUAUAUACACCUCUACGUGUAUAUACACUGAGAAAUAUACCCCUCAAGUGUAUUACAGAUACAGUGUAUGGCUUUUAUAACAUGUUACUGAAUUCACAUGGUAGAUAUUUGUCAGUCAUACUGGACGUGACCAAACAUUGUACACUGCUGGCACUACACGAGUUCCUUCUAUGACAUGGUAAAGCCAGUUGUUGACUCAGGAGAUGCUUAGUGUAGGGGAGGAGGUAGGUUAGGUUUAUUUAUUUGUUUAUUUAUUUUUUAUUUAUAAAUUUUAGCAUACAUACAGAGGUACAAAAAAAUACAGGUAAGAGCAGCAUGCCAAAGCCACUUAUAUGCAUAGCAUAGGUUUGUCAGGAAACAAGACAAGUGUUUCCUGAAGCGGAUUUUAGUCAUAUGAUGACCCACAGCUGAAGAUUUUGGUCAUCUGACCGAGGUCUUCCACUGGCUUACCCCGCACCAUUAUUAAAAAUUUACCUGCUUGUAGUCAAGGUGGUCCACUUGACUUGAUUGGGAAAUUAGUCAAUUUACUCUUUAGUAAGUUAACUUAGAUACAAUUUUGCAUAAUUUCUGGAUGAUUAUAAUAGUCUUACACAGUAAUAUGUGUGUUCAUUAUUGAGGAUAACACAUGAAAGUCAGAAAAAAAUAAUUUAUAUCUAGUGAUAUCCUUACCUGGGACCCUAUUUUUUAUAAUUUCAGCCUAUAACUGGGUAAAAUUAUUUCCCCGUGUGUACACUCAGUGUACACUGGUUUCAUGGUGACAAUCGGGAAGAAAUGGAGGAUAAGAAACGAGAAAGAUAUAGUGGCAGCAAGGUGAUUGGACAGGCUAAAUAAAAAGUGAGGUUUACUUUCCCUUAACAUUAACACUACAGACUGAGGUAAAGUGUGGCCCUAUAUACCAACUUCCCUCAAGGGAGGGUCCUUGAAACUGGUGAAGGGCUCUUGAAAUUGAUCUGUGCUCUGGUUCCCUGAAUUGAGCCUGAAUAUCUUCCAUCACCUGCACGUGCACUGUAUAACCCUACGGGUUUAGCGCUCCUCCAUGAUUAUAAUAAUAUAUACCAACUGGGGAAAUUGUGUAUGGACUGCCUCCUCGUGAGAUGCUCACCCUAGCAAAUACUGUUGACACGACACCCUCACAUUAGUAGUCUCAGUUUCACAAGUGGCUUGUAGGACACAUUUCCAUAUGCAAACUGAUCUUGCAAGAAAUUCCUAACUACAUGCAAAAACAAGUGUUUCCUUGUUUUUGGCGAAGAAUAUGCUACUAGAAAGCCCCCUGAUUCUACCAAAGCAAACCUAGGUACCUCUGGUCCCUCUCCAGGACACCACCUGCACUGAAGGACUUAACAUAAGAACAUAAAAAAAGAAGGAACACUGCAACAAUCCUACUGACCCAUGCGGAGCAGGUCCAUGCCACCACCACCCCCCCGGAUUAUCCCAAUGAUCCCCCCCCCAGAUUAGCCCAAUGACCCACCCAGUCUGGUCACCCACUCAAUGAAGGAGCACGGCACCAAACCCAGCAGCACAAGCUAGUCAGGUCCAACUCACUCCCACCCACACCCACUCAUGUAUUUAUUCCUGCAAGAAUUUAGAUGGUAUUAGUAUCCCCUGCCUGCACCUUAAAGAUCCCUGAAUUCAGUGGAUAUUCCCUCAGUAAUAUUUAUGUAGUAAGACACUAGCUUCUAGGCUAAUACUUAAGAUUAUUAUUAUAAUCAAGAGGGAAGCGCUAAACCCGGAGGAUUAUACAGUGACUCACGAAAUCGUAAUGACACGAUUGCAAACAAACCAUACCCCGGCCAGGAUUGAACCUGCGGUCAGAGAGUCUCAAAACUCCAGACCGUCGCGUUAGCCACUAGACCAGCUAGCCACAAUAAGAUUCGUCCAACUAGGUAUAUUUCUACACCAUAGGAAGGUUAGCACAGGCACCACUCUGACCACAAAUGCAAGUUUUUACAGACGAAUCUCCAGCUAGCGUGGCUGUGACGAACUCUAGCUCAAGUCCCUUCACUGUGGCAAGCUGGUCUAGUGGCUAACGCGACGGGCUGGAGUUUUGAGACUCUCUGACCACGGGUUCAAUUCCGGCCGGGGUAUGGUUUGGAUUAUACAGUGCCUGGGGGGGGGGAUGUGGAAGGCAUUCAGGCUUAAUUCGGGGAACUGGAGCACAGAUCCAAUUCCCUAAAUCAAGAGCCCCUCACCAACAUCAAGGAACCUUCCUUGAGGGGUAAUACUUAAGAGAAGAUGCCCACAAUCUUACCAGAUCUGUGGGUGUUCGCCCACUAAUAACCCGCAGUUCAAAUAACCCACGUUCCUCAGAAUAUUGCUGGCCAACUAUACUAAGAGAAGUGAAAGGUAUUGUCUUACUGAAGGGGCCUGAAUAGAGACAAAUAUCCUCAGUACUUUGGGAAACCUCUAUGUUUUUUAGUUCCACAGACCAAGUAUUUUGAAAACAUGUGAGGCACCGAGGUGUAGCUCUCAGUACCUAGUUAUCACCACGGUUUCUAGUCGAGAACAAUGUGCUGUCAUCUGUCUGACCCCCUCCUGCCUACAUUCAAGCAUGGGGUUGCUAGUUCACCUUAUCUAACCUAAUAUUCGCCUAUAUUAAGGUCUAAGCCUACCUAUAUUAAGGUUUAAGGCUACAUUAUUAAUUCUAAUAUUUGUUACUAACAGUAUAAACCUACCUAUACCUCCUUAAAGGGUAAAUCUAUAAAUUGGUAUGUACAAACUCAAUGCCUUCGCCAUCUAGUGCUUGUUUGGGUGGAUGAUAAUGGCUCCUAAAGCUUAUUUACAGUGAAUCCGUCCGUGGAAUUUCUUUGAGACCAAAUAAAUUUCCACACCAACACUAAGUGAAGUGUGGCCAUAUAUACCAACACCAGGUGAAAUGUGUAUACCUAGAGAGGAUUUCGGGGGUCAGCGCCCCCGUGGCCCAGUCUGAGACCGAGCCUUAUGGCGAAUCAGGGCCUGAUCAACCAGACUGUUGCUGUUGGCUGCAUGUAAAACCGACAUAGGAACCACAGCCUGGCUGAUCAGGUAUUGACUUUAGGUGCCUGUCAAGUGCCUUCUUGAAGACAGCCAGGAGUCUAUUGGUAAUCCCGGUUAUGUAUGCUGGGAGGCAGAUGAACAGUCUUGGGCCCCUGACACUUACUGUGUUGUCUCUUAGUAUACUCGUGGUGCCCCAGUUUUUCACUAUGGGGAUGAACUAUGGGAAGUGAUUUCUGUGUGUAGAUUUGGUAGUAAUCUAUCUAGGACUUUCCAAGUUUAUAUUAUCUGGAGACCUGGAGAGAGUUCCAGGGGUCAACGCCCCCACGGCCCGGUCUGUGACCAGGAGCCUGAUCAACCAGGCUGUUGCUGCUGGCUGCAUGCAAACCAACGUACGAGCCACAGCCCGGCUGGUCAGGAACCGACUUUAGGUGCUUGUCCAGUGCCAGCUUGAAGACUGCCAGGGGUCUGUUGGUAAUCCCCCUUAUGUAUGCUGGGAGGCAGUUGAACAGUCUCGGGCCCCUGACACUUAUUGUAUGGUCUCUUAACGUGCUAGUGACACCCCUGCUUUUCAUUAGGGGGAUGUUGCAUCAUCUGCCAAGUUUUUUGCUUUCGUAGUGAGCGAUUUUCGUGUGCAAGUUCGGUACUAGUCCCUCUAGGAUUUUCCAGGUGUAUAUAAUCAUGUAUCUCUCCCGCAUGCAUUCCAGGGAAUACAGGUUUAGGAACCUCAAGCGCUCCCAGUAAUUGAGGUGUUUUAUCUCCGUUAUGCGUGCCGUGAAGGUUCUCUGUACAUUUUCUAGGUCAGCAAUUUCACCUGCCUUGAAAGGUGCUGUUAGUGUACAGCAAUAUUCCAGCCUAGAUAGAACAAGUGACCUGAAGAGUGUCAUCAUGGGCUUGGCCUCCCUAGUUUUGAAGGUUCUCAUUAUCCAUCCUGUCAUUUUUCUAGCAGAUGCGAUUGAUACAAUGUUAUGGUCCUUGAAGGUGAGAUCCUCCGACAUGAUCACUCCCAGGUCUUUGACGUUGGUGUUUCACUCUAUUUUGUGGCCAGAAUUUGUUUUGUACUCUGAUGAAGAUUUAAUUUCCUCGUGUUUACCAUAUCUGAGUAAUUGAAAUUUCUCAUCGUUGAACUUCAUAUUGUUUUCUGAAGCCCACUGAAAGAUUUGGUUGAUGUCCGCCUGGAGCCUUGCAGUGUCUGCAAUGGAAGACACUGUCAUGCAGAUUUGGGUGUCAUCUGCAAAGGAAGACACGGUGCUGUGGCUGACAUCCUUGUCUAUGUCAGAUAUGAGGAUGAGGAACAAGAUGGGAGCAAGUACUGUGCCUUGUGGAACAGAGCUUUUCACCGUAGCUGCCUCGGACUUUACUCUGUUGACGACUACUCUCUGUGUUCUGUUAGUGAGGAAAUUAUAGAUCCAUCAACCGACUUUUCCUGUUAUUCCUUUAGCACGUAUUUUGUGCACUAUUACGCCAUGGUCACACUUGUCGAAGGCUUUUGCAAAGUCUGUAUAUAUUACAUCUGCAUUCUUUUUGUCUUCUAGUGCAUUUAGGACGUUGUCGUAGUGAUCCAAUAGUUGAGACAGACAGGAGCGACCUGUUCUAAACCCAUGUUGUCCUGGGUUGUGUAACUGAUGGGUUUCUAGAUGGGUGGUGAUCUUGCUUCUUAGGACCCUUUCAAAGAUUUUUAUGAUAUGGGAUGUUAGUGCUAUUGGUCUGUAGUUCUUUGCUGUUGCUUUACUGCCCCCUUUGUGGAGUGGGGCUAUGUCUGUUGUUUUUAGUAACUGUGGGACAACCCCCGUGUCCAUGCUCCCUCUCCAUAGGAUGGAAAAGGCUCGUGAUAGGGGCUUCUUGCAGUUCUUGAUGAACACUGAGUUCCAUGAGUCUGGCCCUGGGGCAGAGUGCAUGGGCAUGUCAUUUAUUGCCUGUUCCAAGUCAUUUGGCGUCAGGAUAACAUCGGAUAGGCUUGUGUUAAUCAAAUUUUGUGGCUCAUAAAAAAUUCAUUUUGAUCUUCGACUCUCAGUCUGGUUAGCGGCUUGCUAAAAACUGAGUCAUAUUGGGACUUGAGUAGCUCACUCAUUUCCUUGCUGUUAUUAUUAUUAUUAUUAUUACAAUCAAGGGGGAAGCGCUAAACCCGGAGGAUUAUACAGUGCCUGGGGGGGGAUGUGGAAGGCAUUCAGGCUUAAUUUGGGGAACUGGAGCACAGAUCCAAUUCCCUAAAUCAAGAGCCCCUCACCAACAUCAAGGAACCUUCCUUGAGGGGUUUUCCUUGCUGUCAUCUGUGUAGAACCCAUCUUGUUUAAGUAGGGGCCCAAUACUGGACAUUGUUCUCGACUUUGAUUUGGCAUAGGAGAAGAAAUACUUUGGGUUUCUUUCGAUUUCAUUUAUGGCUUUUAGUUCUUCCUGCGAUUCCUGACUCCUAUAAGAUUCCUUUAGCUUAAGUUCGAUGCUUGCUAUUUCUCUGACCAGUGUCUCCCUACGCAUUUCAGAUAUAUUGACCUCUUUUAGCCGCUCUGUUAUUCUUUUCCGUCACCUGUAAAGGGAGCGCCUGUCCCUUUCUAUUUUACAUCUACUCCUCCUUUUUCUUAGAGGAAUAAGCCUUGUGCAUACAUCGAGUGCCACCAAGUUAAUCUGUUCUAGGCAUAAGUUGGGGUCUGUGUUGCUUAGUAUAUCUUCCCAGCUUAUAUCGGUUAGGACUUGGUUUAUUUGGUCCCACUUUAUGUUUUUGUUAUUGAAGUUGAAUUUGGUGAAUGCUCCCUCGUGACUAGUCUCAUUAUGUCGGUCUGGGGCUCCACACAUACAUGUCUGAACCUCAAUUAUGUUGUGAUCUGAGUAUAUUGUUUUUGAUAUGGUGACAUUUCUUAUCAGAUCAUCAUUGUUAGUGAAGAUGAGGUCUAGUGUAUUCUCCAGUCUAGUAGGCUCUAUUAUUUGCUUGUUUAAAUUGAAUUUUGUGCAGAGAUUUAAAAGCUCGUGUGAGUGUGAGUUUUCAUCAGAGCUGCCUCCUGGUGGUAUCUUUCUUGCCUGUAUUUCUGAAAAUACAAGUCAAGGGAAUUCAACUGUUCUCAGUUAUUUAAAUGUUUUAUUAUACUUAUGUUUACCAUAAAGGCUCUCAGUACAUUCUCCAGGUCAGCAGUUUUGCCUGCUUUGAAAGAGGCCAUUAGUGUAUAGCAAUAUUCCAGCCUAGAGAGAACAAGCAAUUUGAAGAGAAUCAUUAUGGGCUUGGCAUCCCUAGUUUUGAAGGUUCUCAUUAUCUUUAUUAUUAUCACACUGGCCGAUUCCCACCAAGGCAGGGUGGCCCGAAAAAGAAAAACUUUCACCAUCAUUCACUCCAUCACUGUCUUGCCAGAAGGGUGCUUUACACUACAGUUUUUAAACUGCAACAUUAACACCCCUCCUUCAGAGUGCAGGCACUGUACUUCCCAUCUCCAGGACUCAAGUCCGGCCUGCCGGUUUCCCUGAAUCCCUUCAUAAAUGUUACUUUGCUCACACUCCAACAGCACGUCAAGUAUUAAAAACCAUUUGUCUCCAUUCACUCCU
Molecule: messenger RNA, 9665 nt
Organism: Cherax quadricarinatus
Lineage: Eukaryota; Metazoa; Arthropoda; Malacostraca; Decapoda; Parastacidae
Product: nascent polypeptide-associated complex subunit alpha, muscle-specific form-like
Biological process (GO): regulation of DNA-templated transcription
Molecular function (GO): RNA binding; protein binding
Source: RefSeq, a predicted model, not a curated record